ACUUAUGUGUUGACAUUUAAAUGCUGAUGUCACUAUAUUUAAUAAUGCAGCCAUAAAUGUUUAAAUACAUAAAUUCUUCCGAAGUUUAAAGAACGUGCAAACUUAUCAAACCAAAAAUCACCAUAUCCAAAUAACUCAAGUUGUUAAAAAAAAUGCUCAAUUACGAAUGACAAUUGACAUACACCUUCCACAGUGCCACCUCGAUACCAUUGCACAACAGAAAAAGGUACUUAACCCGACUGAAUAAUAAAUAUGAACUCUCAAGUUAGAUGAUGAGUUGACCCUCAAUCUAAAUCUUAUUAUUUGUUUGUCUUGUGUUAAUUCAAUUUAUUUCACCAUUAUAAAAAAAAAAAUCAACAACUAUACCAAACUUCAAACGAAUAUAAACAAUUAUAAUAAUCGAAAUCUAUCAUAUUGUCUAUAUAGAUAGAAUUACUUGUCAUAAGAAAAACGAAAGGACAACCACAUUCAAGUUCAUACGUUGGAUGUUCGAGUUUUGCUUAGUUUUUAAAUUGUUUGAAUCUAAGUAGGUGCAUAUCCAAUUACUCCUCUCUGCAAUAGUCAAAUGUGAGCCAGUUUGUUGUCUUACUUAGUACCUUCCCGUUUGAUAAAUAUAUAUAUGUCAUACUUUUACUUUGUUAUAUUAAUAUAAUAAUAAUUAGUAAUAGACGAUUCAAAUAUUUUGUUCAAAUACAUUUGUAUUGUAAAUAUUAAUUGAUAUUGGUGAUCAAGUAACUAACUUUUCCAAACUCAUCCAUCCAAUUAGUCUCUAUCCUAUAGGCUCAUUCACGUACAGUACAAUACGAAGGCAGGCAAAGAGAGCCUAAUUUCUAUCCCUAUAUAGAUCAACUUGGACUAUUGUGGACUUGGAACUUCUACUAUACUUGAUACAUAUCAUGUCACGUAGAUAAAGAUUAAGACCAAAGUUGCAUAUACUUUUCACAUACGCUGCAUGUGAAAGAGCUUUCAUUAUGGAUCCUUCCCUAACCAAUCAGGACGACCUAGUUGAACCUACGAAGAAGGAAACUAAGACUUUGCGCAAUGUUCGGUCCAUUACCAACAAAACUUUCGAUCACUAACUACGUAGUACGUACCCAUUUCACUAUAAAUAUCGUUGCUCCCUGCUCCCAGUUCUCCACACAAUAAUAACCACCAACAAAGCAAAAACAAGCCUUCCAACAAGAACAGACACUUAACCUAUCUAGCUGGAAACAAUGAAGGGAACGAGAACAAGUGCAAUGUUGCUACUAAUGGUUCUCCUCUCCAUUACUCUCUCCUCCGCCUCCGCGGCAAGAUCGCUGGCUGAAACCCUAGCCACGUCGUCGUCGCUGACCCCGCUUCCAGUCCUCGACGUGAACGGGAAAGUGGUCCGGUCGGGAUCCAACUACUACGUCCUGCCUGCCGUCAGCGGAGAAGGUGGCGGAGUGGCUCUGGCUAGCCUGACCAAAGAUUCGGAGAGCUGCCCGCAAACUGUGGUGCAGGACCAGGACGAGAUCUCUCAAGGUAUCCAGCUCACUUUUGGGCCCGUGAACACCAAGUCCGGCUACACGGUCCGUACUUUCACGGACCUGAACGUGCGGUUCGUGGCGGACACGCCGUGCGAGGAGGGAACGGUGUGGAAGGUGGAGGACUAUGACGACGAUGUGCAGCAGUGGUUCCUGGGGACGGGUGGUGUUGAAGGGAACCCUGGUCCGAGGACGGUCAAGAACUGGUUCAAGAUCUGGAAGUACGGGUCCAACUAUAAGCUGACGUAUUGUCCAGCGGUUUGCAAGUCGUGCAAGGUCGACUGCAAGGAUGUUGGGAUUUACGUGGAUGAGAAUGGUGGGAGGAGGUUGGCUCUGGUGGAAAAAGAUGGCGAUCCUUUUGUGAUCAAGUUCGUCAAGGCUGAUUAGUUGAAGAAAUUGAUGAUUUAUUAAGCAUCAUAUAUAAUUAAUUAAUAUAAGCUUUAUUCAUGUAUUUUUGAAAGUUUGGAAUAAGAGCUAUUCAUGCUCAAUAUAUGGGUUGUAAUGUUGUGUUUGUCUCGAUAUAGGAGGACUUGAAAUUGAUGUACUUCUAAGUUAAUAUUGUUCGUAGUUCAAAAUUUGAAAAUAAUGUAUCUCAAAUAUAAAGUUAUUCAAAAUCCAUUGUCUUUGAAGUUUUAUUUUUUCUGUAUUAAACACAACAACUCAUAAAUUAACUCGAGAAUGCAAGGUUUGCUUGAUCGUUUCUGUCACACGAGCUAGUUUCCUCGAGAAAAUGGUAGAAUUGAGAAGAAAGUUAAGAGAAUUAG
Messenger RNA from Linum trigynum, 2269 nucleotides. Lineage: Eukaryota; Viridiplantae; Streptophyta; Magnoliopsida; Malpighiales; Linaceae. The record is from the annotation of a GenBank genome assembly.